This is a messenger RNA of Staurois parvus, 335 nucleotides long. NCBI's taxonomy places the organism in Eukaryota, Metazoa, Chordata, Amphibia, Anura, Ranidae. The record is from the annotation of a GenBank genome assembly.
AUCAGUGUAUCACCAGCAGUGCCACAUGUCAGUGCCCAUCAAUGCCAGCUGUCAUUGCCCAUCAAUGCCACUUGCCAGUGCCCAUCAGUGCCUCAUAUCAUUGCCCAUCUGAGCUGCCUUUCAGUGUCACCUAUCAGUGCCAGUCAGUGCCACCUAUCAGUGCUGCCAGGCAGUACCGCCUAUCAGUGCACAUCAGUGGCGCCUAUCAGUGCCGCCUAACAGUGCCAGUCAGUGCCACCUAUCAGUACCAGUCAGUGUCGCCUAUCAGUGCCGCCUAUCAGUGCCGCCUAUCAGUGCCAUAUAUGAGUGCUGCCUUUUAGUGCCCAUCAGUGAUG